AGAAGACUCAAGCUUCAAUUGGAAGAGAUUGGUCAUCAGGUAUGUCUUAAUAUCCCCAAACCUAUGGAAGGAUUGCCAGAAAGUGAAGCUACGACUAAAACGGCUCACAACAGGCCUAGCAGUAGAUGGGUAACUGUAAAAUCGAAGGGGGGCGCUUACAAACAUAUUAACAAUAAACAUAGGCUUCAACACUGUUCAGCUGAUAUUGUAUUCACAAAGUUUUUCUCCAUCUUUUUAAAUGUAUUUGAAAAUAGCAUCCCUCUGAAAAAAUGUACAGUGAAUAUUAGUACUAAUUACAGGAGCAGGAAAACGAAGGAAUGGUAUACUCCACAGUUAGGGCAACUGAAAAAUACUGUUAUGCUGUAUUCUAGUCUGUACAAAACCAGUAAAUCAGAACUGUAUAAAGACCUGUAUGCUAAAGCUAAAUGCAAGUACAGGAAGGCAAUAAAUGAAGCAAAGAAACUGCAUAACAUAGUAAACAUUGAAAAAUCUAACAAUAAAUGCAAGAAGGCCUGGAGUGUAAUAAACUCCAUUGCACACACUAAACACAAAGAGGAAAUUACCAUUACCCCAGAAGAAUUUAAUAAAUAUUGCAUUCAGUCUAUUGAAGAAAUUAGUAGUUCAAUAAUCAAACCACAUGAAAAUGCACAUAGUAUUAUGGACAGCUGCUUUGAAAAGCUUCCCCCAAGCACCUUCACUUUCACAGAAGUGAGCCCAAAUAAUAUCCUAAAAAUAGUGAAAAAUUUCAAACCUUCAAUUAGUGUUGAUUACUAUGAUAUGUCAUGUAAUUUGUUGAAAGAUGUUAUUGAUUGUGUGAUUUAUCCUUUAACCUUUUGUGUUAACAAAUGCCUAGUUGAAAGUAAGUUCCCCGACAUAAUAAAAAUUUCUAGAGUUGUGCCCAUAUACAAAAAAGGGGAAAAGAACUGUCCCGCUAGCUACAGACCUAUAUCCAUGACCCCAGUUUUUUCAAAAAUUUUAGAAACGAUUAUGUAUGAGCAAGUUAGUGCCUACUUGGGUAAACUAAAUAUAAUUAGUGAUAAACAGUUUGGAUUUAGGAAAGGUAAAUCCACAACAGAUGCAGUGGACUCCCUCGUAAAAUUAGUCCUAGAUGUGUUCGAGGCUAGGGACUAUGCCCAGGCUACAUUUUGUGACCUGAGCAGAGCUUUUGUCUAGAGCAUGACACUGUGCUGAAUAAGCUAGUUUACUAUGGUUUUGAUGACAACAGUAUAAAUAUGUUCAGGUCUUUUCUAGAGAAUCGUCAACAAGUUGUGUGCAUUGGUAGGGAGAAAUCAAAUUUGGUUAAUGUUAGGUACGGAGUGCCUCAAGGGUCGGUGCUUGGACCUUUACUGUUUAUACUAAUGAUUAAUGACCUGCCCUUAUUCAUAAAAUCUCAUACAAUAUUAUAUGCUGAUGACACAACUUUUCUACAUAAAAGCUCUGAUCUAGGUACACUGAAAACACUGACCGAAAAUACCCUUGCUCAGUCCUCAGUAUGGUUCAAAGCUAAUGGCUUCUUGCUAAAUGAAACCAAAACCCAGACACUUUACUUUAGCCUCAGAGAGAUUCCUAACUACCAGGAAUUACAAACUGUUAAAUUUUUAGGUGUUACUAUUGACAAUAAAUUGACGUGGGAACCACACAUUAAGAAUAUAUUGGCUAGGCUCUCAAGAGUGAUUUAUCUAAUUAGAAAUUUAAAAAGACAUGUUCCCAAUGAGUAUGUGAGAUCAGCAUAUUUUACCUUCUUCCAAAGCAUCAUCUCUUAUGGAAUUUUACUGUGGGGUAGUA
Molecule: messenger RNA, 1785 nt
Organism: Schistocerca nitens (vagrant locust)
Lineage: Eukaryota; Metazoa; Arthropoda; Insecta; Orthoptera; Acrididae
Exons: 2
Coding region: 64-1173 (369 amino acids)
Source: RefSeq, a predicted model, not a curated record